UUCCUGUUCCCGGGAUCCGGGCCCUGAGCUCUGGGCGCCGGGGCGCCCAAGGCUUCUUGGAGUACUAAGCCAGGUCAGUCAUCACUGGAGGGUUAUUACUGACAUUCACUCAUUGUAACAGCACGUUAUGUUAGUCUACCAAUCAGUAUGGUUCCUGCUCUGCAGUUUACAGCUUUCACUACUUGACAUGUUAUCUGUCAGGAACAUGGAUGCAGAAAUAUAGCCAUAUUUUAAGUAGAAGAUUCUUGGCUCUGUGAUAAGGAAGACUGUUUCAGUGAAAGCUAUAUGUUUGUGCUAUUCUGCAGAAGAAACGAAGACAUAUACACAAAACAACCCAAUGCUGUUUUCUUAGGGUACAUCCUUUGUUUUUCUGGUUUUGGUCUUUUCAUCAUAGGAUGGCAUUAGCUCUGUGUCUGCAGGUGCUGUGCAGCCUGUGUGGCUGGCUCUCGCUCUACAUUUCUUUCUGCCACCUGAAUAAGCACCGAAGCUAUGAGUGGAGCUGCCGGCUGGUUACAUUCACCCAUGGAGUCCUCUCUAUAGGCCUCUCGGCUUAUAUUGGCUUCAUUGAUGGCCCUUGGCCUUUUACCCACCCAGGCUCACCCAAUACACCUCUCCAAGUGCACGUUCUGUGUCUCACCUUGGGCUACUUCAUCUUUGACCUGGGCUGGUGCAUCUACUUCCAGUCUGAGGGUGCCCUGAUGCUGGCUCACCACACACUGAGUAUCUUGGGCAUCAUCAUGGCCCUCAUGCUUGGAGAGUCCGGCACAGAGGUCAAUGCAGUCCUCUUUGGAAGUGAGAUUACCAAUCCCUUGCUGCAGAUGCGCUGGUUUCUCCGUGAAAUAGGGCACUACCACAGUUUCACUGGAGAUGUGGUGGACUUCCUCUUUGUGGCUCUGUUCACUGGAGUGCGGAUUGGUGUAGGAGCUCGCCUCCUUUUCUGUGAAAUGGUCUCACCCAAACCCAAGUGGUUCGUGAAGGUUGGGGGAGUAGCUAUGUAUGCUGUGUCUUGGUGUUUCAUGUUUAGCAUCUGGCGCUUUGCAUGGCGAAAAAGCAUCAAGAAGUACCAUGCCUGGAGAAGCAGGCGGAGUGAGGAGCGACAGUUAAAACAUAAUGGACUUCUCAAGACUCAUUAGCCAAAGCUUGCUCCAGACAAUGGAUUGGGUUAAGUCAGCUCUGGGAACCAGGUUGAAAAUAUGGCUGUUAUGGAAUCAUGCUUAUAACAAACUUAGGUUAUAAAAAAGGGCUAAAUUUAUUCAUCAGUGUGGUCAGUCUUUGAACCAAGCCUAUACCAGUAUUAAAACACUAACUUCUAUAGUGGCACAGUUGUAGAAAGUGAGAAUAUUUAGUGGUGGUUGUGAGUCAGAACUAUAUGAGCAUUACUGUAUACAUUUUAGUCUGUGGUGACCCUGGGUCCUUUUACCCCUGAGAGGCUUGAUGUUUAGAUAACUUAGAAAGGAAGUUGAGAAGGAUUAGUGCCAUAUUUUCCUUGUUCCUUAGAGGAGUGACUCCAACAAAUGCUUACUCCUGCUUUCCAUGUAAUAUUUAAAUAAAUAAGUUCAUCCCAUUUGCUAUAAAGCUAGAGACUUUUAGGAAGAUACAUGCCUUUGGCAUUCUGAGCAUUGGAUCAGGGAAGCCAAACUUGCCCUCUGCUUAAAUAAAGGGGGCUAGAAGGAUGGGGUGAAACUGUGGCAGUGGUGGUGGGGUACUUACUGAACUCCCCCAUCCCAAUUGUGACAGAGGUCCUCAAAACCACCGCCAGGUUCAGUCAUUUGCUAGAAGGUCUCACAGGACUUAGCAUAUAGUUGUACUCAUGGCCGUGAUUUGUUACAGCAAAAGGUUACAAAGAAAA
This is a messenger RNA of Trichechus manatus latirostris (Florida manatee), 1849 nucleotides long. It is a transcript of the gene TLCD5, whose product is annotated as TLC domain containing 5. The coding region runs from base 396 to 1133 and encodes 245 amino acids. The transcript is spliced from 3 exons. Lineage: Eukaryota; Metazoa; Chordata; Mammalia; Sirenia; Trichechidae. The record is from RefSeq and is a predicted model, not a curated record. Gene Ontology annotation, cellular component: membrane.